GGUCCAAGCCCGCGGCGCACUUCCGCCCGCGCCGGCGCCGCCCCGUGGACGGCUGGGCCUUGCCGCGGGCCUGCGCCUCCCUCGGCUCCUGCCGCGGGCCUCGGGGAGUGGGGUGGAAGAUGUCUAUGGAUGUGACAUUUCUGGGUACGGGUGCAGCAUACCCUUCCCCAACCCGGGGUGCCUCUGCUCUGGUCCUUCGGUGUGAGGGCGAGUGCUGGCUCUUUGACUGUGGGGAGGGGACACAGACACAGCUUAUGAAAAGCCAACUUAAAGCAGGGAGAAUUACCAAGAUCUUCAUCACACAUCUUCAUGGAGACCAUUUCUUUGGCCUUCCUGGCCUCCUUUGCACAAUCAGCUUGCAGAGUGGCUCUGUGGUCACCAAACAGCCUAUUGAAAUCUAUGGCCCUGCUGGGCUUCGAGACUUUAUCUGGAGAACCAUGGAACUCUCUCACACAGAGUUGGUCUUCCCCUAUGUGGUCCACGAGCUGGUGCCUACAGCAGAUCAGUGUCCUCCCGAAGAACUAAAAGAAUUUAUGCACGUGAAUAAAACAGACAGCCAUCCCAAAGAGGGACAAGGAAGAACUAUCCUUUUAGACUCAGAAGAAAACUCAUACCUUUUGGUUGAUGACGAACAGUUUGUUGUAAAAGCAUUUCGCCUCUUUCACCGAAUUCCCUCCUUUGGGUUUUCAGUUGUGGAGAAGAAACGCCCAGGUAAACUCAAUGCACAGAAACUCAAAGACCUCGGUGUGCCACCAGGUCCUGCCUAUGGGAAGCUGAAAAAUGGAAUUUCUGUUGUUCUGGAAAAUGGAGUUACAAUUUCUCCCCAAGAUGUCUUAAAAAAGCCUAUUGUUGGAAGAAAAAUCUGCAUUUUGGGUGACUGUUCUGGGGUUGUGGGUGAUGGAGGAGUGAAGCUGUGCUUCGAGGCAGACCUGUUGAUCCAUGAAGCAACCCUAGAUGACACGCAGAUGGACAAAGCGAAGGAGCACGGCCACAGCACACCACAGAUGGCAGCCACGUUUGCAAAGUUGUGCCAGGCGAAGAGGCUAGUUCUGACUCACUUCAGUCAGAGGUACAAACCAGUUGCCUUGGCCAGAGAAGGAGAAACAGAUGGGAUUAUAGAACUAAAAAAGCAAGCUGAAUCAGUGUUAGAUCUCCAAGAAGUGACUCUAGCUGAAGACUUUAUGGUGAUUGGCAUUCCAAUCAAGAAAUGAACCCGGUAUUCCAGAAUGCAUCCUGACAUGUCUGUGAAUAUGUUACUGAACCAGCAGUCAAGUUGGUUGUUGUGGUGGUGGUGGUUGUGGUUGGUGUUUUGGUCUAAGAUUAUUUGGGUCCUAAUAAUCCUAAAAAGGAUAGAGCUGCAUUGCUGAACUGACUCAGCAGCGAGAAAGACCAAGCUUUUUGAUAAUAAAUCAUUUUAAAAAGAAAGAAAAAAACAGCACCUUUCUUAAAGACCAAAUUUGACAAAAUUCAGGUAUACUUUUUGUUUUGUGGUUGCUGCCUCAGAUAUAAGCCAGUACCCGCAUGCAGUUCUGGGCUUGCUUCUGCCCAGUUUUAUUGGUGAUGUUGGCAAAGUACAGAGAGCUCAGCCCUCUUGGCUAAAAAUGGUGUUUUAGCAGUUUGUUGAAUCUGUCCAUGUUAUUAACAGAAUAGAGAAAAAUGUAAUGAGACAUUAUACAUGCAGGAUUGAAGCUAGCGUAUUAAAUCACAAUUUGUUUGCUGGAAUACUGAAUGCAGGGUCAAGGUAGGUGUUUAUCCUUCAGUUAAUGGUUUUUUUUGGAACUUUCUGGUUUGUUCUAAACCUGUGGGUCUCAGCAGGGGGUGAUACCAUUCCCCUAGAAAUUAUGGGGGUGUUUCUUGUCAAAAUGAUGGAGUGGGGGCUGGAGAAGAGUAUCAUUAAAAUUUAGUCAAAGGGGCCAGGGGUGCUAGAUCCUACAAUGGUGGGGUCAGUCUUGUACAAUGAAAAAUGAUCUCACCCCAAGAUGCAAAUUGCAGGCCUAUUGAAAUACACAGCAAGUUAAAAAUUAUACUCCCAGUGUGAAUAUGCUUUAUCAAAAUUAAUUACAUGAAUUGAACUGGUUAAGUCAAAUUCUUGAAACAAACAUUAGAGAAUUAGCUAAGGAGAUGUUGGGGUUGUAAUACCAUGUCAGAUAUUUGACAGAAAUGAGCCAUGAACUAUAACUUAGGAAUCUGGAGGUAAAGAAAUUGUAUCUUUUAAGCUGAGAUUUAAUUUAUGUGUCCCUAUGAAUAAUUCUUUGAGCUCAGUUUUAAUAACCUAGCUUUUCCUUCUGAGCUGCCUUCUACCUCCCUCUGUCUGCCGUGGGUUAUCUCUGACUCAUUUGACCCACAGUAUUUCUCAAAAUGGAAAGCUAGUCUCAAGCACAGAUUCAUUCAAAAGGAUUUCCUUAUCACAGUUUGGGAAACGCUUUACGUUGUGUGUCCCUCUGGAGGCGUUCUCGUGCCCAUCAGUAUCAUAAGAACAGUACUGCUUGAAUGAUCACAAACCUGUCUUUGGUGCCACAAAGACUUGAUUUCAGAGUCCCGUUCUGUACCUUGUGGUCUGGUGCAGAUUGCAUCGUGUUUGUGACCUUUAGCUUGCUCGUUUCUAAAAUGGAAAAACUAAUAAAACUGACUGUGUAGGAUCGCUGUGAAGAUUAAGACAGUGCAUAAAAGGAACAUCACAUAUGGCUUACAGGUGCUGAGAAGUCCUGCUGUAGAUGGGCCUGUCAACUGUUUUGAACCCCUUUCUCAGUACUGUUCCACCACAUGCUAUCGGUUAACCUUUCAGGAACCUUGAGAGUUUUAUAACAGACACAUUUAGAAAUUCUAUCAUGGUAUAUACUGUUAAAUUCUUUUGGGUUCUGGGGCUUCUCUCAUAAAAACUUUUGACUCCUGGGUGGUUCUAGAGUCUCUAGAGUAGUGAUAAUCAAGAUGGGUCUCAUUACUCAAGAUCUCAGUCAUUCUGAAGCAGUUUCCAGAAUGGUCUGAUUCUACCCUACUCUAGGCUCUUGGGCCACCAAAGUUUGACUAGCUUAAAAUGUAUCUUGGUUUCUGAACUCAAUUUUAAAAAGUAUUUAUUAGACGCCUACUGUGUGCCCAGACCUAUACAUCUGGGAAUGGCUGGCUGGUAGUCCUACUGUAUGGAGCUCUUAAGGGUAAAGACUAUCUUAGUCUCCUCUGCGUUCUUGGAAUUACCGACUCAUAAUAAGCCCUCAGAAAUGUUUAUUGAAUGAAAUGAGGCCUGAUAUAUGACUGCAUAAACUUUAGGACCUAAAGUUUAGGACUUGUGCCUAGCCCAUUUCAUUACUGCAUUUGUCCAAAAAACUUUGACCACCUGUUUGGUGGUGCUCUGUUCAACUGAGUACCAGCUAAGUGCCAGUGCCAGGUUUUACUGUGUUGGGACUACGUAAGUGAAUAUAAGACAAAAAUUUGAGGCUCACUGUCUAGGUGGUAGAUACAGAUAGUAAAA
Molecule: messenger RNA, 3466 nt
Organism: Mustela erminea (ermine)
Lineage: Eukaryota; Metazoa; Chordata; Mammalia; Carnivora; Mustelidae
Gene: ELAC1
Product: elaC ribonuclease Z 1
Exons: 4
Coding region: 120-1211 (363 amino acids)
Cellular component (GO): nucleus
Molecular function (GO): 3'-tRNA processing endoribonuclease activity
Source: RefSeq, a predicted model, not a curated record